AUGUCUGAGAAUACACUUUUCAAUGAGUGUUUAGCCUGCAAGAUGAAAUUUGAGACAAGACAAUAAUUGGAGAACCAUGUCAGGAAGGUAAUUAUUCAAGAUUUAACAGAAUAGUUUUGUGUGAGUUCAGAUUAUGGGUCUUAAAACAAAUUAGAAGAGAAAUACUAGAGAGAAUUAUUGAAUUUAAAAAAGAGCAAUGUUCCUGGCGCAAGAGAAAUCAUAGAGCCUGGUAGACCUCCACCAGGUUAAUAACAAAAGAACUAACUAUCUCUAGAAGCCUUAAAGGAUUAGAUGAAAUAAUAGGACGAUGAAUUCAAAAGAUUAAAUAGAAUGGCUUAGAGAAGAAGAGAGGAUGAAAUGGAAGAUGAAUUGAAUAAACUCAAAAAUGAUAGACAACAGAUCAAAAUGAAAAGGGAUGAUGACAGAUAGGCAUUCGAAGAAUUGUUACAUGAGGUUGAAUAGAAAAAGGAGAAGGAAAUCAGGGCUAGAAUUGAAAAAGAUGAGAUUCGAAGAGCCUUGAUGGACUUGGAGAAAGCAAAAUUAACAGCGAUUGAAUAAGAGAGGAAAAGAGAGUUGGAGAAACUCAUUGCUGAAAGGGAGGCUCUCAGAAUGAAAGAAAAUGAACUCAUUAAAGAUAUUGAAUCGAUGGAAUAGAAUACGAAAAUGCUUGAUUAGAUGAGGUAAGAAGAAGUCUCUAAAAUCAAUAAUGUAAUUGAAGGAAUGCAAUUAAAACAAAAAAACAAUACAAAACUAAAUGAGGAUCUCAUUCAUGAGAGAUCAGACAAUGUGGCCAAGUUAAAAUUAAAGAGAGAAUAAUUAGAGGGAGAACGAUUGAGAAUCAUGGACAAUUUGGAUAGAUUACGAAAUGGUGAUUUGAAGGCUGCCUAAAGAGGAGGUACUAUGAAUUUAGUUGCAAAUGCUAAGAAUAUUUUGGGUGAUAUGAAAUAAAUGGAGAAUUUCAAUGCCAAAUUACAUGAUGGAAGAUUUGCAGAACAAUAACAAAGAAUAAAUCAAUUGAAACAACAGAAACCUGAAUUCAUGUAAUUUGAUGGAGAUGAGGCUUAUGGAUAAAGAGCAACUGUAGGAUAGUAGGCUGUGGAUAUGUAUAAAAGUAGGAAUCCUUAGACUCACGGCGAACUGUAAGCUUUUAGAUAAGGAAUUGAAUAACAUGCAAAUAGUAUGAUGGAUUAGAGUAUGUCACAGAGUGUGAAUAUGAGUUAAGUAAGGAGAUAACCCUCCUCCUAAGUCAAUAGAGCACCAGCCACUAGAUUAUAGCCCUAAUAAACUAUAUAGAGUUUUCCUGAUGUUAACUAAUAGCUUUAACAACAAUAAUAAUAACAAUAAUAAAUUGAGGUCUUAAAAAAUGCUUGGGGUGUUCCCAUUCCUUAAUUUCAAAAUAAUCAGUUUCAAAUGCUACCCUAAUAAGCUUAAUAACCAUAAUUUAUAAAUAAUCCCAUGAUGAAUAAUCCUAUGAUGCAAUAUAACGCAUUUGCUUAGCCUCAAAUGAUGCCUGCUUACAACCCAGUGAUGCAACAAUAAUAAUAAUAAUAAGGGUCAACUGCUUUUGGUCAAUUUGCUUUGAAUCAAUUGGCUUUAAAUCAGGAAGGCAAAAAGAUGAAAGAUCCAUGGAGCAUUUUCAAUAGAAAGAAUGAAUUUUUUUUGAUGAAUGAAGUGCGAGGUGUUGAUCUGACUGAAGAGGAGAGAGUGCUGAUGAGUCUAUAGGCUUAAGAAAUUGAUAGUCUUAGAGUAAUUUCUAGAAUUCCUGUAGGGACAGAGUUGUAUAGGUUUAAGGUUGAGUAAUAUAAGGAAUUAUCUACGAUGAGAGCGGAAAUAGAGAAGAUCGUUCAGGAGUAGCGUUUACAGGAUGCAAGGAGAGAGUUUGAAAUGGAAAGGAGAGAGGAUGACAGACAAUGGGAGAAUGAGAAAUGGGUAGAUGAUAAUAAGAAGUUCAUCAUUGAGAAUAGAUUAAGGAAAGAUAAUACCUAGAAAAGAUAGUAGAUGCAGGCGUAUAAUCAAAGUGAGGGGUUCGUAGUUCAUUGGGAUUACACAUUAGGAUUACCUAGAAGGAGCAAUUACAGUUAGGUUGUAUUCGGAGUUUACAAUGGAUAACAGGUGAUUUGUUAGCCAAGAUUGGUUGAACCAAGAGAGAGUGAAACAGAAAAUUAAAAUCAUAACAGAUGCAUCUUUGGUGAUUCUCACUAAGUUUUUGAGGUACCUGCACAUCCAGAUACUCUGAUGAUUAUGGAAGUUCAAAUUCCUUUUAGCAAAAGAGUUGAAGACAACGUAGGCAGAACUGAAACCUAUGGAUGGACUUAAGUGGAUCUAUUUGAUCAUAAUAAAUAAUUGAAAAGAGGGAAAUUUAAAUGCCCAGUCUAUUAUGGACCUACCUACAAGUCCAGAGAUCACUGUAGAAGAGAUCUAGAACUUAGAGCCUAUCCCUAAUUGUUGGACUAUGGGGAAGUCAAAACAAUCUAUCCUGAAUAAACCCAGCAUGAAUACAUAGUGCCUUAUAUCCAUCUGAGAGGAUUGUUUGGAAAGAGAGAAAAGGUGAAAAAUAUGAAAGGAAUGGAAGAAAGCUAUGAAAGCAGAUAUGGGGGCAGAGGAUAUAAGAUGAUUGAGGAGAUUAUAGAGGAGAGUUAAUUGGUGGGAGGAGCAGGAGGUAAAUCCAAUAUGGAGGAAUACGAGAUUACUGGGCAGCCACCUCCUAUGCAGAAGUAUGGAAUCAGGGAGGAAGAACCUCCUGUUUAAGAUGAUGGAAAGUAGAAAGGAUUGAGACUGAUCAUUUAUAGAGUUGAUAACCAUUAGGCUAGAUCGCAUUUGAGAGUGAUGGCAGGAUUAUUUGAGGAGGGCAAUUUAGUUUUGGAUGCUAAUGGAUUGCCUGUUGCAUUUAAUACUUCUAUUCAUAAUCCUUUGGAUCAAAAGAAUAGACAAGUUUUAGCAAAUGAAUACAUUAUACCCUUACACAAACCUAAUGUAGAAUAUGAUGGAAUGAAUAAUAAGGCAUCAGGUCAGGAUAUCAUUUUCUAGGAGGAGUAUAGAGUAUUUCGAAAUUUAUAUGCUAUGAUUAAGAAGAACAAGAAGGACUUAUAUAUUGGAUUAUAAGUAGUUGAAAAACCAGAGCCAGUUGAAUUGCAGGAAUCAAUUUUGAAUGAGACAUAGAAGAACUAUGCAGGGUUGGAAUUCGAUCUAAAAGGGUGGCAAUUCCUAAAAUUGACCUAGGAUGAUGGGAGUCUGUUGACUGGAAGAUUCAAGAUGAAAUUGUUUAAGCCUCCCUUAAGAAGACCACCCAUAGAUCCUACUAAGGUUUAGGAAAUGGAUGAAGUUAUUGACUUUGCUUUGCAUGAAUUUGCGUAUACAGAAAAGGAUAUUGAAGAAUUUAAGAAGUAGAUGAAGCAUAAACACAAGAAACCCAAAUUAGAGGAGAUUAAAGAUAUUCCAUUAGAUAAUAGUCCAUAUAUUCCUAAUUUCUAACAAUAAUGGAUAAAUGAACAAUUCGAAAGAAGACAUGGAAUAGACUUUUAUAUUGAUGGAUUAAGGUUCUUACCUGAUAAAGUAACAGCUUGUAAAAUGUACAUGGAAGUAUACAAUAGAAGAUAUGAAAAAUUAUUUGAUGCUGAAACUGCAGCUCCUGAUCUCAAUAGUAUGGCAUAUAAUCCAACAUUCUAUUUCAGAAGAGAAUUGAGAAAGGAAAAGUUUGAUCCUACUGCUGUUGCUUUAAUCACUGUUGUAACAGUAGAUAAAAGUACUAAUGAUAACAGAAUUGUUGGAUAUGCUGCUAUUAAUUUAUUUUUAAAUCCUGGUACUAAAUCACAACCUGAAGAUUAAAAUGAAGAUAAUUAUGUUGUCUAUUCUGGAGCAUAUUAAAUACCACUAUUUAGUCAAUAGUUGGACAGAACACCCCCAUUUGAUAUGAAAAAGAUUUACUCCCACGAACGAUCUCCAUGUUGUACAGUACUCGUCAGAAUGUUCAAAGCACCUCUUAGUGAAGAUGGCAAAAGAGCACUGUCUAUCAAAGAGUUUCCUAGUUUAAAGGAUCAAAUUGCUAGGAACAUAAUGAGACCUCGUCCUUAAUAUGGUGCAGGAGCUUACAAUACUGAUUUAGCUCCUAUCACUGAAUCUGAAAAUGAGUUAUUUGCUUAAAGAACUAUCAGACCUGAUAUAAGUGUUCGAGAAGCUGCUUAUUUAUUGAUAAAGGGAGAAUAAAUUAACAGAUAAUACAAGGAUAAUGAAAUUAUAAACUAUUUGGACAACCGUAUAUCGUUAACUCAUGAUACUUUUAUGAUCGAUAUGAUGUAUUUCGCCAAAUAUAGACCACAGGCAGGAUUCAAAUUGACUGUGGAUGGACUGCAUAAUGUUGUGAAUCAAUCACACAUGUAUGUGGUGUUUUAUUCUUUGUCAUAACCAGGAACAUUUUAUCUAGAACCCAGAGACAUUACUCAAGGACAUAUGUGUUCUAAUUAUGACUUCGAUUCCAAAAUCAAUACUCCUGAAUUUGAUGAUGCUUGGUUUAAAUUCAAAGAAAAUGCCAACAGAUAUCAGAAUAUAAUUUUGGACAUUAAAUCAGUUCCAUUCUCUAAACCUGAUGGAGCAAUUUCUGAUGUGGGUUGGACUAUAUUGCCAGUGUUCUCCCCGGAUAAUUAUGUCAUGUCCAACUGUUAUCAAUUACCAGUGUUCAGAGGAUCAGUUCCAAGAGCUGUGAUUGAAGAUAUUAAAAAACAAGAUGCUUGGGAUUAUCUUCGAGAUCAAGUCACAAAUAACAAAGUGUUUUAUCUCAAAAAUAUGUCCAUCAUCGUUAGAUUGGUGGAUGCUUAGAGAGAAGGCCAUUUUAAUAAACGUAUGGAUUGCGAUAGAUUACAGUAUAAGUAUUUGCCACAAGGAGAACGAAUCAAACAAUGGUCUUACAAUCCUGCAGUCGUUUUGGAUUAGAUGAGUAUGAAGACUAUCAAAUCUUUGAUACCGUUCAAAGACAAUCCUGCUGCUUACAAUAGAAAAGUCACAGAGUACUUUGCCAAUUCAUAUGGUUUAACCCAAUAUCUUGGAAGUUGA
Paramecium tetraurelia is the source of this 5046-nucleotide messenger RNA. RefSeq lists its product as uncharacterized. The record is from RefSeq and is a predicted model, not a curated record. The transcript has 4 exons. Lineage: Eukaryota; Ciliophora; Oligohymenophorea; Peniculida; Parameciidae.